Pseudogymnoascus verrucosus is the source of this 612-nucleotide messenger RNA. RefSeq lists its product as uncharacterized. NCBI's taxonomy places the organism in Eukaryota, Fungi, Ascomycota, Leotiomycetes, Thelebolales, Thelebolaceae. The record is from RefSeq and is a predicted model, not a curated record. Bases 221 to 535 code for a protein of 104 amino acids. The transcript has a single exon.
CUGUAGUUCAUAAGCCUUCUCGUACCAGGUACUGUGAUUACGCACCACAUGGCAUCAUGUUUCCUCCCAUAGUCCCUCCAUCUAAUUCUCUACUGUCCUUGCGUGUGGGAUGGUACUCCUUUCCCUCCCCCUUAUAAGCCGGUAUCACCUGUGAGAUUCUCUAGAGACGAUUCUCAGUUUUCAAUCCUCCUCCUACGUAUCCCCACCAAAAGAUCACUUCAUGGGCAUCCCCACCGACAAUGCCCGACUCGGGAUAUCCCCAGAUCAAAUCCUCACCAAGCUCCAUCACGCCUUCAGUGCCCAGACAGCACCCUGCAAAUCCGAGAACACCAGCGGGGCGACGAGACAGCGGAAGGGGAGGAGAUUACAAAAACCCCAGUAUCGAUGCUCUGCGAAUCGACAAUCGGAGGAGGGGCGCUGGAAAACUAUUAUCCCCGAGUCGACACGGUUGAAGAUCCGCCAGAUCUUUGGGGGGGAGGUGUAUGAAAAGGAUGCUGGGGAGAUGGAGACGGCGCCGUUCUUGUCGCGUGACUAGAUGGCAGCGAGAUGGGCAAGGACGACUAUAGAAGGGGAAAACGCCCUGUAGAUCGGAUAAUGGGAAAAGCCCGUGAU